AUGGCUGAUUCGAACCCCAUUCACGAUGACCCAUCAACGAUUCCAUCGCUCUCAACCGAUGACCCUAAUGAUGCAGGAAAUGAUGUGAAGUUGAGUUCUAAGGACCAGAGAGAUGCUCUGCCAGUUUGGAAUGUAAACAGUCGAGGUGACCAGAUUCAGGCUGAAUUGCUUCGAAAGAAACUUGACAUUCACGUGAAGGGUUUUGUGUCAGCACCUGUUUUAUCGUUUGCUUCGUGUAACCUCCCUGACAAACUACUGCAUAACAUCGAAGGAGCUGGAUAUGAGAUGCCUACGCCUGUCCAAAUGCAAGCAAUCCCUGCUGCUUCGAUGGGGAAGAACAUGCUUGUUUUGGCCGAUACAGGAUCUGGAAAGUCCGCUUCCUUUCUUAUUCCAAUAAUUUCCCGUUGUGCGAUUCAUCGUUUGACUUAUGUUUCGGAUAAGAAAAAGCCUUUAGCUAUGGUGUUAACACCUACAAGAGAGCUUAGUAUACAGGUUGAAGAGCAUGCGAAAUUGCUCGGAAAAGGAUUGCCGUUUAAAACCGCACUUGUGGUUGGUGGUGAUGCAAUGGCUAGACAAAUCUAUCGCAUUCAACAAGGAGUCGAGUUGAUUGUAGGAACACCGGGAAGGCUCGUUGAUCUUUUAACAAAGCAUGAGAUUGAAUUAGACGGAGUAAUGACUUUUGUUGUCGAUGAGGUGGAUUGCAUGCUUCAAAGUGGUUUUCGAGAUCAGGUCUUACAAAUAUUUACGGCUUUGUCGCAACCUCAGGUCUUAAUGUAUUCGGCAACAAUGUCUGAUUCUUUAGAGAAGAUGGCGAACUCUCUUGCAAAAGAUACAGUGAUUAUAACCGUCGGUGAACCUAACAGACCAAAUAAGGCCGUGAAGCAACUAGCUAUUUGGGUCGAGUCGAAACAAAAGAAGCAGAAACUGUUUGACAUUUUAACAAGCCAGAAACAUUUUAAGCCACCUGUUGUAAUAUACGUCGGCUCGAGACUCGGGGCAGAUCUACUUGCAAAUGCAAUUACAGUUUCAACAGGAAUGAAAGCUGUUUCGAUUCACGGCGAGAAGUCAAUGACUGAAAGGCGAGAAAUAAUGCAAUCAUUUAUGGUCGGCGAGUUCCCGGUGGUUGUGGCUACCGGGGUUUUGGGUAGGGGGGUCGAUCUAUUGGGUGUAAGACAAGUAAUUGUAUUUGACAUGCCGAAUUCCAUUAAGGAGUAUGUGCAUCAAAUAGGAAGGGCUUCUAGAAUGGGAGAGGAAGGUGAAGCCAUAGUUUUUAUAAAUGAUGAGAAUAAGAAUGUUUUUGCAGAGUUAGUCGAUGUAUUAAAGUCGGGUGCGGCGGCUAUACCUAGGGAGCUUAUCAAUUCACAAUAUGCCACUGGAUUUUUCUCAGGGGGCAAGGGUUCAAAGAAGAGAAAGCAUAGAUGA
Molecule: messenger RNA, 1422 nt
Organism: Vicia faba (fava bean)
Lineage: Eukaryota; Viridiplantae; Streptophyta; Magnoliopsida; Fabales; Fabaceae
Source: the annotation of a GenBank genome assembly